This is a messenger RNA of Pseudozyma hubeiensis SY62, 1731 nucleotides long. RefSeq names its product bud site selection-related protein. Gene Ontology annotation, biological process: maturation of SSU-rRNA. Gene Ontology annotation, cellular component: 90S preribosome; nucleus. Lineage: Eukaryota; Fungi; Basidiomycota; Ustilaginomycetes; Ustilaginales; Ustilaginaceae. The coding region runs from base 1 to 1731 and encodes 576 amino acids. The transcript has a single exon. The record is from RefSeq and is a predicted model, not a curated record.
AUGGAAGUCGAGGAAGCAACCACCGCCGAAAACUCGUUCAGGGGCGAAGCUUCAAGCAUCCACUCAGAGUCCGAUUCUGACGAAGACGCGAGCAGCGACGAUGGAGAUGAGAGCGAUGUCGCAUCCGAACGACCAGUCAUCGACGCAGAAAAGGCGAGAAAGAAAUUGUACCAUGUUGCAAAACAACUCCGCGCAACCGCCAAGAAGACCAAGACGUUCGAAGUGCAGAAACUCGUCAAGAAGCUUAAAGGUCUCCGCAAGAAAGAAUCUUCAGCAGAGCAAGCUGAGCUCGCAGAAAAAGAGCUGGCCGCGCUCAAGUCAAUCGACAUCAACCUGCUUGCGGGUCGUGCGCUGAUCACCAAGAUGGUCAAAGCUAAGCUGCUGCCGAGACCUGCCGACGUAGACGAUGCGGAUGAGGACGAGUUUCUGUAUUUGCAAAUGGUGAGGGACGAAGAGCUGCUGGGAGAGACGGUGCUGGUCGAGAACGUGGCGGACGAUGGCGAUCGAGCAGUGGAGAGGGCAAAGGCAAAGGUCACUUCCUCCAAGGUGCUGGCUGAUGAAGUGGGAAGGUUUGUUGAAGAGUUGAAGAAGUUGGCAGGUGUCGAGCCCAAGAAAGAGGCGGAAGCUAACGUCAAGGGUAAGGGUAAGGCAAGUUUGGACGCAGAAGAUGCUGAUGAGGAGGAACGAGAAUGGUCAGGUUCGGAAGAGGAGUUUGACUCGGACGAUGAUGCACCUCGUCGAUUACGGCUCGUCGACGAUGACGACAAGGAGGGUGACGGCGAAGAUGAGGAUGAAGAGGAGCUGAUGAGGAUAGGCAAAGAAAAGCUCAAGGCUUUGGGAGAUCUGUCGCAGUGGGACGACAUGAUUGGAUCUGAUUCUGGUGUCGAGUCAGGCUCAGACGAUGACGACGAUGACGAUGAUGACGACGACAACGUCACGUCCAAACGACAACGAAGGACUCAGUCAGCAUCAGACGCUUCUGACAACCUUUCGACGAGUGACAGCGACGAUAGCGACCGCUCCGAGGACUCAGCUUCAGACUCUGACUCUGAGUCUGAUGCUGACUCCGAAUCUGACUCCGACUCCGACUCGGAAGCGUCUUCGACGGCAGCACCAUCACGCAAACGCAAAGCCUCACCCUCCACCUCCAAGUCCACCAAAAAGUCCAAAUCCUCCUCAUCGACUUUCCUCCCCUCGCUCUCGACCGGUUUCAUCGCCGGACGUUCCGACGAUGAGUGGUCCGACGCCGAAGCCGACCUCGCCGACCGCGACCUCUCCGAACUCAAAUCCGGCAGCAAAAAGGAGCGCAAGAACCGCAUGGGUCAACGCGCACGCAAAGCGCUGUACGAAAAGAAAUACGGCUCCAACGCCAACCACAUCAAGAUGCGGGAGAAGAAGAAGUCACUCAGAUCGGAACGUGCUCCCACAAAUACAGCUAGUAGCGGAGGACGACAGAGGCCUCCGGCGUUCCAGGCUCCGACGAAACGAGAUGGUGGGUGGGGAGGUGCAGUUGCUCCGCUGCCGAAACAGCCGAAGCGGCCAUUCGUACCAAGACCACCACCGACGGUGGCUCCGGUGCAGCAGAAUGGAACAGACAAGAAAUCAGUACCACCGCCAGCAGCGGCGGCGAACAAGUCGCAGGAAAUGCAUCCAUCUUGGAUCGCAAAGCAGAAACAAAAGGAACUCAUGGCUCAGGUCAAACCUCAGGGCAAAAAAGUGGUCUUCGACUGA